GCGUGCCACCGCCAACGCCACGCCCCGACGCAGCUAUGGGCAACACUGUGCACAGGACCCUGCCAGACUCGAGCCCGCCCGCGCGCCUCCUGGCCACCCGGCCUUGCUGCGGCCCUGGCCCAGAGCGGCGCCCGGUCCUGGGCGAAGCGCCGCGUUUCCAUGCACAGGCCAAGGGCAAGAACGUGAGGCUGGACGGCCACUCGCGCCGGGCCACACGGCGCAACAGCUUCUGCAACGGGGUUACGUUCACGCAGCGGCCCAUCCGGCUCUACGAGCAGGUGCGGCUGCGCCUGGUGGCCGUGCGCCCGGGCUGGAGCGGGGCGCUGCGCUUCGGCUUCACGGCGCACGACCCGUCGCUCAUGAGCGCCCAGGACAUCCCCAAGUAUGCCUGUCCUGACCUGGUCACGCGGCCCGGCUACUGGGCCAAGGCACUGCCCGAGAACCUGGCGCUGCGCGACACUGUGCUGGCCUACUGGGCGGACCGCCACGGCCGUGUCUUCUACAGCGUCAACGACGGCGAGCCCGUGCUCUUCCACUGCGGUGUGGCCGUGAGCGGCCCCCUCUGGGCGCUCAUCGACGUCUACGGCAUCACCGACGAGGUGCAGCUCCUCGAAAGCGGGUUCGCCGACACGCUGACGCCCGCGCGCAUCGGCCAGGCCCGCUUCAGCGCCUGCCUGCCGCCCAGCAGCCACGACGCGGCUAACUUCGACAACGACGAGCUCGAGAACAACCAGGUGGUGGCCAAGCUGGGCCACCUGGCGCUGGGCCGCGCCCCGGGCCCGCCGCUCGCCGACCGCGCGGCCGCCGCCAUCCCGUGCGGGCCCCGCGAGCGCUCACGGCCCUCGUCGUCGCCGGCGCUGCUAGAAGCCGACCUGCGCUUCCACGCGACGCGCGGGCCCGACGUGAGCCUGUCGCUCGACCGCAAGGUGGCCUGCGCGCCGCGGCCCGACGGCGGUCGCACGCUUGUCUUCUCCGAGCGCCCGCUGCGGCCCGGCGAGAGCCUCUUCGUGGAGGUGGGCCGCCCGGGGCUGGCGGCGCCCGGCGCGCUGGCCUUCGGCAUCACGUCAUGCGACCCGGGCGGGCUCCGGGCCGCCGAGCUGCCCACCGACCCCUACGCGCUGCUCGACCGCAAAGAGUACUGGGUGGUGGCGCGCGCCGGGCCCGUGCCGAGCGGGGGCGAUGCGCUCAGCUUCACUCUGCGUCCCGGCGGCGACGUGCUCCUGGGCGUCAACGGGCGCCCGCGCGACCGCCUGCUGUGUGUCGACACCACGCAGGCGCUCUGGGCCUUCUUCGCCGUGAGCGGCGGCGCCGCAGGCCAGCUGCGCCUCCUCGGCACCCUGCAGUCCAGCCCUGCGACCACAUCCCCAUCAGGAUCCCUCAGCGGCUCCCAGGACGAUAGUGAUUCCGAUAUGGCCUUCAGUGUCAACCAGUCCUCCUCAGCAUCUGAAUCAUCCCUGGUGACGGCCCCCAGCUCCCCACUGAGCCCACCAGUGUCCCCCGUGUUCUCCCCACCAGAGCUGGCGGGCAGCAAGAACAGCGAGUGCGCAGUGUGCUUCGAUGGCGAAGUGGAUACAGUCAUCUACACGUGUGGACACAUGUGCCUGUGCCACGGCUGCGGCCUGCGGCUCAAGAGGCAGGCCCGGGCCUGCUGCCCCAUCUGCCGGCGGCCCAUCAAAGACGUCAUUAAGAUCUACAGGCCGUAGCCUGGCCCGCCGACGGCCCUGACCAGAGCAAGGUCACCUUUCUGAAGCCCACCCCCACCCCGGGCCGGGCAACCACCAUGGCCGCCAGGGAGUCCAAGGGCAGCAGCUAUCUUGCCUGCUGCCCUCCGGUGGUGGGCAAGGCGUGACAGUCGUGGACACGAGGCCCCCGGGGGUCUCAGUCCAAGCGAGGGUUGCUUCUGGCUCGAAAGUGCUUUGCCCCCAAAAGGCCGUCCCAAGAGCAAGCUCAGGAACUGCCUGGCAGACUGCCCUGUCCCCCGGUGACCUCUCAGCUGAGAAAUGGCGUCCUCUGUGCAAUGCCUUUUGCUGGGGUUGGGUUGAGUGUGUGUGAGAGAGGGGGAGGGGAGGGAGGGAGACAGUCCAGAGAGGGCGAGUGUGUGAGAAUGACCUAGAGAGAACGUGUAGGUAUUUAUCCAGGGAUCCUGGCUCUGGGAGGUUAUUUAACACUAAGGAAUGUGCAAUCCGGAGCCCAGACGGUAGCGUGACUAGAAGUUGUUCACUUUACGGGGCUGUGACGUCAGCUGGUUUUGAAUGUACAAAGCCUGCACCUAAACAGAACUCCCUCAGGUGGUAUAGAAAAGGGACACUCAGAUUUUCUAAGGCGAGGAAAAAAUAGCUCAUUGUUUACAGCUCUGAAGCGGCAACUCCUUGGGGAGUAGUUGGGCGGAGAACAUAAGAGAACAAUUUGCUUUUUCAGUUUCUAACUCAGUCUUGGAGAGGAGUUUUGACUGGGUGCUGGGGCCAGAGCUCUGGCCGGGUAUCUUCUCCAGAAGUCUUGUCACCCCUUCAGCCCCAGACAACCUAAUUACAAGCAUACCACCCCUUGACUCCAUCCCUAUAUGCUUUUAGUCUGUAGCAUCCUCACCAUCUCCAAGGAGAAGACAAGCAACAGGUUCCCUUUUCCUGGGGGAGGGAAAGAAUCCUAGAUGCCGGUGAGCCACCUGGGGUUGGAAAGGUCACUCCGCAACUCUCCACAUUUUCCUGCUGAAAUAUGGGGCCUGGCAUUUGCCAGCGGCUGUGGGCAUCAGCAGGAUGACCUGCUGGCCAAGUAGGGGAAGGAAGCAGGGCUUUGCAACCAGUCUUGUUCUGAUUGUCAGCUUAUCUCCCCCUGGAGAUUACUAAGAUGUUAACUGAUCAUUUAGAUGUUAACUAGGAACUGAGACACUCGCUGAAAAUGCUGACACUGGGACUCUCCUCCUCUCCAGGGUUAUUUGCUGGGCAUUUCCUGGGACCGUGACCCUGCCCCAACCCCCUCCCCCCUUCCCCCCUGCUUGGGCCCAUCUCUGCAGACUCCUGGACCACACCUGGGCUGAUGGGCUGGCAGGCCUGCAAUUCCCUUCUGGGCCCCACCUCUGCCCUAUCUUGUGCUGUACCUUUAGGGAGGUCCCUGGGCCUCACUGUUUCUCAGUUCCCGAUCUGUCCAAGAGGAAGCCUGGUACCUGCCCACUCCAGAGCUCUUGG
Kogia breviceps (pygmy sperm whale) is the source of this 3182-nucleotide messenger RNA. RefSeq names its product neuralized E3 ubiquitin protein ligase 1B (gene NEURL1B). NCBI's taxonomy places the organism in Eukaryota, Metazoa, Chordata, Mammalia, Artiodactyla, Physeteridae. Gene Ontology annotation, biological process: ubiquitin-dependent endocytosis. The record is from RefSeq and is a predicted model, not a curated record. Gene Ontology annotation, molecular function: ubiquitin protein ligase activity. Gene Ontology annotation, cellular component: early endosome.